Messenger RNA from Impatiens glandulifera, 794 nucleotides. RefSeq names its product probable calcium-binding protein CML45. Lineage: Eukaryota; Viridiplantae; Streptophyta; Magnoliopsida; Ericales; Balsaminaceae. The transcript has a single exon. The record is from RefSeq and is a predicted model, not a curated record. Bases 65 to 655 code for a protein of 196 amino acids. Gene Ontology annotation, molecular function: calcium ion binding.
ACCAAUCUCUCCAUCAAUUGACCAGAACUUGUAUUUUGAUUAUCAAGGCAAAUCAUCAGAAACCAUGUCUACCUUUCCAAUUGAGAAACCCACCACCAUUAACAUGUUUUCCAUGUUCCCAGCACUCAUCUUCUUCAGGUUCUUUGUUGAUUGGGCAAAGAAGAUUUACAAAAACUUGUCAAAAUCACAGCUUUGCGUUCAAUCAGAAUUAGGAGGUCUCCCGUUCUUGAACGAAUUAGUGAAGGCUGAGGAGGGGGAGGAGAAGGAUUCAGAUAUGCUGAGAGAAGAAUAUGGCGGCGGGAGCAUACGCAGGGAAGACGUGGAGAUGGUGAUGGGGAGAAUGGGGUUCUGUUUUAAUGUUGAAGAUGACGAGGAUGAGAAUGAGAGGGUGAUAUUGAAUUCAGAGCAAAUGUCGAAACUUUUUGAAGAAAAAGAAGCGAGCUUGGAGGAGGUGAAGGCAGCUUUCGAUGUGUUUGAUGAGAAUCAAGAUGGGUUUCUUGACUCGGAAGAAGUGCAGAGAGUUGUCUGUAAUUUAAUGGGUUUCAAAGUGGGAUCCGGAUUCCAGGAGAUGAUUAGACCGUUUGAUCUUAAUGGGGAUGGGAAGAUUGAUUUUCAAGAGUUUGUCAAACUCAUGGAGAACAGCUUUUGCUCAUAGUUCCUUUUUUUUCAUUUAUUCCAUUUUUUUAAUCUUUGUUAUUCUUUGGCCUAAUUGUUGUACCAGGCUUGAAUGAAGUUAUUUAGUUUUAAUUUUAAAAGUUGAACUUUCAAUUAUAAGGUAUUCAAAUUAUAACAAU